AUGCAGACGUCACUAUUACCCACGUGUGAUGAAUAUGAUUCAUUAGAUGCACAUUUAGAAGAGCUUGAAGAACCAGGUACUACUUUCUUACAAGAUUUUAUUAUUGCACCACAAUUAACGUAUCAUAGUAAUACGCCACUUAGUAAUUCAAAUGGAUACACGUCAGAAGAAUCUGACUACUCUGUUGUGACACCAACUGAUGAGCAAGACUAUGAAGACACGUCGUUUCUACAGGCUGCUAAUACAAUUGAUCUUGUCAACGUUGUAGGGGAUCUCAGUACAGGAGAGUUGAUGACCGAUAUUCCUACUCGUAAUAAUAAGCAAGAGAAUGUUGCAUCCAAAGUCAUUAAAGAAAAGACAUCCAAGUAUCGUGGUGUAACGCAAACUAGCAAGACGUCAUGGGGUGCCAAGUACAGCGCAAAACGUAUCACCAACACCUGCAAAACACCGGAAAAAGCUGCUCAUGCGUACGAUGAGUAUCUGAGGGCCAAUUACCCGCACAAAUUUAGUAAAUUUGCUAAUUUCUGCAACAAGUGUGGCAAGUUUGUAAACCCUCUAAGGCUGCCACAAUACCAGAGCGAAUGUAGAUGCUCUGCAAGCUCUCGCACUGGAUUUCAUGUGUCGCAGCCAGCUUUGAUGUCGCCCAAGAAAGAGGCUUUUUCUAGUCAGCAGAUCAUGACCCCCACAGCUACAACGUCUUUGGUACCUCCUAUAGCCGUAUCUCCGGCUGAUGGACCUUCAACGUUAAACAUGAACGUGAUGGAAACAUCGAACCACGUUUUUGACAUUAACCCUGCAGAGGAGGAACAUGAGACCUUCCUUAGUUGUCAACCAAGCAAUUUGUCCGUAAGUUCUUUAAAGUCGAGUAUUUUGGAGGACACGGAGCAGUAUCUAGCAGAAUCACUUAACUAUGCGGUCAAGAUGUCAUUGGACCGUGAUGAAGCAGCUAUAAAUGAUGACCAACAGCAGCAACUGGACCAAAAGCGCGACAGUCUACCAAUGGCAGUCAUCAGCUCGGCUGGGGACUCAUUCACACGGGGAGAUAACCUGGAUCGAAUCAUUAAGGACAUCAACUGUUCCUUUCCAUCUCCCUCUUCUUUACUGAAAAGCAAUGUUGCUGAAAAGUGUAACGCUACUGACAAUGUGGGUGAUUUUACAGCAAAUGGAAGCAGCAGCGAAAGCGGAACAAUGUACGAUCUCAACAGUUGUGGCAUGGUUCAGGUAAAGCCGAUUACAUCAAACUCGUUGGAUUUUGACGUGGGUGAACUGGACGAGUUGACCCAAUACUUUUUGUCUGAAAACGACGCUGAGGGUGUUGCGGAACGAAAGGUGCAGGUGGACUCUGGUUUGCCGCAUCAAGAUCCCGUAGUGAUGCACGCACGGGAGCCACAAUACAAAAAGAUUCAUAGUCUGGACUUUGAUUCCGACAAAGCAACAACUAGCAACUCUUGUAGCGACAUUGCCAUUAGCGACGUGAAGCUUGAGGUUACCGAGACGAUGAACAGUUUCGAGGUGCUGACACAUUCAAGUCCAAUUAUGCCCCCGGUAUCGCCAUCACCAGCGAUCAUCACUAUUCAGACCCGGUUUCUAGAUAAGUACUGGCGUAACGACCGCAAGAAUAUCCAGUGCUUCCCCUAUUGCCCGGAACAUGGCGACUAUUAUCGCGUGCGCAUUGAGGAUCUUCAGCACCGCUGCAAGGGUGUCUGCCGUGCUCCAGUGAAAGCUCAUAUUUUAAUUUCCGCACCAGCAGGUGCGUCAGUCGCCCAGUCCGGACUGCUGGUAUUGGCUCGCUGCAACAGUAUCUUUUCCCGAAGAGUGACUCUCACAGAACAGCAGACGUUAAGUCUUGCUGAGAUGAAAUCACUACAAAGCGUUAGCGCUAUUGGUAUGAUUGACCAUUUUGUUUCCCUUGACAAAGGCGUUGGAAGUGUGCAAUUCGGCGUGAUUUUCCAUCCAGACGUGUGGAAAUUCGAGUUUGAUCUUCCGAAGAAGCGGCGCUACGCACAGAACUCAAGUCCAACUGUGUCGUUGCACGGGAUCGACGGUGAUGCUGAUGGCGAUCCUCUGGCAGCCGAAUUUAUGUAUUUCUUUGAGAUCGAUGUGUUUUACUCACGCGACAAGAUGACGUUUGAGCGAUUGGGCCACGUGGAAUCCAUGAAUUUCCAGAUUGGGAAUACGCGCACACUCUUGAGGCAGCGCAACAAGAUGGUUGAAGAUUCGCAAAAUAGCGGAGGAUCGCAGACACAUGCGGGUCAGAGAAACGACAGCGACAAAGUUGUGAAUCCUGAUGAACUACCUGAGAAAAAGAAGGUGAAGGUGCAUUUGGGUCAGUGUGAGGUUUUAUCUGGUGAUGAUGGAACUCUGAGUGGUCGUGGACGCGAAUUAUCUAUUGGUUGUAUAAAGGAUGAAGGCAAUUCGUUGCUGCCCAUGCAAAUCUUGCUGGAGGACAAUGCUACACCAAUGGAUACCGGUACAGUGAGCUGUGAGGGCGGUGACAGCGACCACGUUCAGCAGGCAGCUACGUAUGACUAUCAACCAUAUGUCUCGCCGAGACAGGAGUGCGACAACAUCAAGACGGCGGACUCACCGGUAGCAACUGCGAUCCCCGUCAAGCUCAACACAAAUGCAAGAUCCGCAACUCCUACUUCAUCGGCGGCGAUGGAAUCGUAUAGUCUGCAUAAACUGCUCUGUUACGCUUUUGAGUGCGUGCUGCUUUCGGUGUUGCUCAUUCCUGUGGGCGUCCUGCUGCUGCUCGGAUUCUUGGUGAUACCGCCUGCUGCUAAAGGCAUUGUCAGUGUACUGGACUCGUUGUCGGACAUGGAGCUGUCUCGCGCUAAUAGUAGCUGCAUUUCGAAAGACCAGCGUUUUGUUUUGAAUCGUCUUGUUGACGAGAAUAUGGACACGGCUGGGAAGCCGAAAGUUGGUACGUUUCGCUAUCACGGCAAGAGUGAAGUCUGGGGCAGAAUAUUAUACUUUAGUGGCGCGAAGUUUGUGGUCUCUAUGGUGUCUUUGAUGCCAGCCUUCGUACUGGCAUUGAUGGCUGGAUUUCUCUAUCCGAUUCGUCCAGCUUCCGCUGCCAUUGCUAACGCUACGUGCGCCUGUGUGCUUUGGUCAAGAGAGUACACACGCAAGACAACAGGCAAGCGUUUAGCGGGCGUCGCAGAGGUUGAGAUGGGUGAACUUGUAUGA
This is a messenger RNA of Peronospora belbahrii, 3189 nucleotides long. Lineage: Eukaryota; Oomycota; Peronosporomycetes; Peronosporales; Peronosporaceae. The record is from the annotation of a GenBank genome assembly.